Messenger RNA from Haliotis rufescens (red abalone), 777 nucleotides. RefSeq lists its product as uncharacterized. The coding region runs from base 1 to 777 and encodes 258 amino acids. The transcript has 2 exons. The record is from RefSeq and is a predicted model, not a curated record. Lineage: Eukaryota; Metazoa; Mollusca; Gastropoda; Lepetellida; Haliotidae.
AUGUAUCUUAUUCUGGAGGACAACUUCAUCCGCUUGCGUCUCCCCCGUUACCGCUUCUUAACACCCCUCUACUAUUUCUGUAGCCACAGGUCUGUGCAGAAUCCCCGACAAAACUGUCAGGAGUCGUUUGAGUUAGUUUCAACCAGCUUGUACCAAACACUGACCAAAGAGCUGCCCUGUGAGGCUGGAACCAGUCUGUACCAAAAACUCACAAAGGAGUUGCCCUGUGAGACUGGAACCAGUCUGUACCAAACACCGGCCCAGGAGCUUCCCUGUGAGGCUGGAACCAGUCUGUACCAAACACUGACCAAGAGGCUGCCCUGUGAGGUUGGAACCAGUAUGUACCAAACACUGACCAAGAGGCUGCCCUGUGAGGUUGGAACCAGUCUGUACCAAACACUGACCAAGAGGCUGCCCUGUGAGGUUGGAACCAGCCUGUACCAAACACUGACCAAGGAGCUGCCCUGUGAGGCUGGAACCAGCCUGUACCAAACACUGACCAAGGAGCUGCCCUUUGAGGCUGGAACCAGCCUGUACCAAACACUCACCAAGGAGCUGUCCUGUGAGGCUGGAACCAGUCUGUACCAAACACUCACCAAGGAGCUGCCCUGUAAGGCUGGAACCAGUCUGUACCAAACACUCACCAAGGAGCUUCCCUGUGAGGCUGGAACCAGUCUGUACCAAACACUGACCAAGGAGUUGCCCUGUGAAGCUGGAACCAGUCUGUACCAAACACUGACCAAGGAGCUGCCCUGUGAGGAUGGAACCAGCCUGUAG